Messenger RNA from Bipolaris maydis ATCC 48331, 462 nucleotides. RefSeq names its product Mago nashi protein. Lineage: Eukaryota; Fungi; Ascomycota; Dothideomycetes; Pleosporales; Pleosporaceae. The record is from RefSeq and is a predicted model, not a curated record. Gene Ontology annotation, biological process: RNA splicing. Gene Ontology annotation, cellular component: exon-exon junction complex; nucleus.
AUGAGUACCAACGAGCCAUUCUACUUGCGAUACUACUCUGGUCAUCAAGGCCGCUUCGGACACGAGUUUCUGGAGUUUGACUUUCGUGUUCUUGGAGACGGCCGCAGCGCAUCUGCACGCUAUGCAAACAACUCGAACUACCGCAACGACUCACUGAUCCGAAAAGAGAUGUGUGUCAGUGACACCUUGGUGGCUGAGAUCAAGCGUAUUGUCAAAGAAAGCGAAAUCCUCAAAGAAGAUGACACAAAGUGGCCUCAAAAGAACAAGGACGGUCGUCAAGAGCUGGAAAUUCGGUUAGGGAGCGAGCACAUUUCCUUUGAAACCGCAAAAAUCGGAUCGCUCCAGGACGUGUCAGAAUCAUCGGACCCCGAGGGCCUGCGUGUCUUCUACUAUCUAGUCCAAGAUCUCAAGGCUCUUGUCUUUUCUCUAAUAGCCCUCCACUUCAAGAUCAAGCCAAUCUAA